This is a messenger RNA of Symbiodinium natans, 1815 nucleotides long. The record is from the annotation of a GenBank genome assembly. Lineage: Eukaryota; Dinophyceae; Suessiales; Symbiodiniaceae.
AUGGCCAAGCACAAGAAGCGUGCCGCACCGGCCCAUCGGUCAGCAGACUCGAAAGAUUUGCCUCCGGGCUGGAUUCGAGUCGAGUCACGCUCGAAGCCCGGGGCAUACUUCUAUGCUCAUCCCGCCACCAAGCGGACACAGCUCGAGCACCCUGGGAAGACCAGGCAGACAUCCAAAAGAGCGGCAGGGCCUAGGAGGAAGGCAGCUGUCGAUGAAGGCGACCCCGAGGCUAUGGAUGUGGAAGAGUUCGAGGAUCCCGCGGAGAAGGCGGAGCGGCUGCGCCAGGAGGCCGAGGAGGCAGAGGCCGCGGAAGCGGAGCGGCAGGAGAUGGUGCGGCACCAGCGCGCGGCGAAGCGAGCCUUGCUGAGAGACGCACCAGAAGACAAGAAAGAGGACGAGUCAGGCUCAGACGAAGACAAUGAGCUCGUCUCCAAAGAAGAACUUGCACGAUGGAAAGAGACGGAGGAGCAACGGGAAAGGGAGGAGGCUGAAGCAGAAAGGCGAAGAAAGGAAGAGGAGGAGCGCAGAAAGAGAGAAGCGGAGGAGGCGGAACGCAGGCGGCUCGAGGAGGAGGAGAGGCAAAGAGAGGAAGAGGAAAGACGAAAGGAGGAGGAACAGAAGGAGAAGAUCGCCCUGUGGAAGCAUCGCGUCGAGAUGGCGCGGAAGGAGGCCGAGUUCGAGCUUUCGAUGGCGAAAGAGCGCCAGAAGAAGGCUGAAGCGGACAAGGAAGUGGCAAAGCAACUGGAGGCCGAGAAGCUGCGACAGGCUCUGCUGGAGCGCAAGAAGCAAGAAGCGGAGGAGGAGAAGAAGAAGGCCGAAGCCGACCUGCGUCGAAAGGCCGAGGCUGAGAGGUUGAAGAAGGAGAUCGAAGCCAAGCAUCAGAAGGUUCUGCAGAUUCCGGAGCCUUCUGAUGAGAUUGCGAUGCCUUGCUUUGACGUCUUCAAGGGUGGCAACCGCAUUGGACGCUUCCUCUUGAAGCCCCAGCAAAAGGCGUGGCUGAUGGGUCGCUCCCCUGUGGGGAUCGACUUCCAACUUGGCCACGAGACCAUUUCGCGGAAGCACGCCCAGGUCAAUCGGCAAGGUUGCUUUACGUUUCUGCAAGACCUGGGAUCAGCUCACGGCACGUCGCUCAACGGGCAGAAGCUGACGAAGAACACGAUGGAGAGACUUUGCUCUGGUGACAACCUUCGGCUUGGGGGCUCGGCACGGACCUACGUCUAUCGAGAACCGUCCACGGCCAUCCAGAUCAACACCCGAGGUGUCCGUCUCAAGACGCCUGGGCUUUCCGAGCAGGAGCUGCCAGAACCUCCGCUGGACUCGCCUAAGCUGCUGCCAGGAAAGCCAAGUCCGCAGAUCAACAUCAACUUGGGCAAUGCGAAGCCGCAAGUUGCAGAGGUAGAGCUCGUGCCGGAAGAGUCGCCGGAGGCCGUCGCGGCUGGGGCGGAGGAGAUUGCUUCAAGGAAAGUGCCUCCGGGCAGCCCAGAAGAUCAACAGGCUGCGCUUGCAGCCCUGGAAUCUUUGGUGGCCACCACUGCGAAGACGCCGGGGACGAAGACUGCAAGGCCAGGCGGAGCGCCCAAAGAGCAGACAAAAUCCUCGAAGAAGUCCUCUUCCUCUUCCUCCUCCUCGUCCUCUGCCAGGCGAAAACGGAAGUCUUCGACAUCGAAGAAGAAGAAGGCCUCGUCUUCGUCUUCCUCGAGCAAGAAGCGCAGGAAAGUGAAAAGCAAGUCGAAAAAACGCAGCUCUUCAUCCACCUCAGCUUCGCGGGAGAAAGCAAGAAGGAAAUCCAAAAAGAAGUCGUCCUCAUCCUCGUGA